Messenger RNA from Polyodon spathula (Mississippi paddlefish), 3971 nucleotides. Its product is annotated as solute carrier family 26 member 9-like. Gene Ontology annotation, molecular function: oxalate transmembrane transporter activity; chloride transmembrane transporter activity; bicarbonate transmembrane transporter activity. Bases 453 to 2831 code for a protein of 792 amino acids. Lineage: Eukaryota; Metazoa; Chordata; Actinopteri; Acipenseriformes; Polyodontidae. Gene Ontology annotation, biological process: transmembrane transport. The transcript is spliced from 22 exons. Gene Ontology annotation, cellular component: membrane. The record is from RefSeq and is a predicted model, not a curated record.
UGUGUUUAGUUUUUUCUAUCUCUAGUAAAUCAGAUUCUCACUUAAUCAAAUCGAACACACUUCACAAUACAGGUCCACUAUGCGUACAAGUUACAUUGUCGUUGGCAUUUUAUUUGGUACACAGUUCUGUGAUGGGGAGGAUUUAAACACGUUCCCUCCCCUUCUCUGCACUGGCUUCUAUAUAAAUUUCUGUGAGCUAUACAAACACAGGUAGAGGAAAGUGCGGCUCUAGAGAGCGACACACCACGGGACGUCUAGAAAGGACUCCAAAGAAAGUUAUUAGAAAAUAUACUAGUUAUAGUUAUAACGUUAUACUAAAAAAAAAAGCUGUAUUAGGUCAAGUUCAAGGCCCAUGAAAAUGAGUUCUACAAUAUAAGCAUUCCUACAAGUCGCCUGGACCUUGCCGUGAGGAACGAGCCUCUCUUUGGUUUGCUCCUUGAGACCCGCUGACAAUGGCCCUGCUCCGGCCACGCUACGUGAUUGACAGGCCCGCUUACUCCAUCCCGGACUUCGACCUCGACUGCAACAAGAAAAGCAGGAGCUAUCCCGCCGGGGCCAAAUUCAGGAAGCUCUUCAGAUGUUCAGGACCGCGGUUAAAAGCCCUCCUGCUCGGGCUCUUCCCCAUCCUCACCUGGUUUCCGAAGUACAAGCCCAGGGAGUCUCUGCUCUUCGAUGUUCUUAGUGGGGUCAGUGCCGGGACCAUCCAGGUGCCUCAGGGUAUGGCUUUCGCUCUGCUGGCCAAUCUACCACCUGUCAAUGGGCUCUAUUCAUCCUUCUUCCCUCUCAUCCCCUACUUCUUCAUGGGCUCUAUCCACCAAAUGGUACCAGGCACCUUUGCAGUGUUGAGUAUCAUGGUGGGGGUAGUCUGUACGGACCUGGCCCCGGACAGCAAGUUCAUGCAUUUUAACGCCACCUCGAACAAGACAGUGCUGAAUGAGACGAUGAUGAAUGCAGCUCGCAUGGGGAUUUCCGGAACCCUGGCCUGCCUCACUGCCCUCAUACAGAUAGCCUUGGGUUUUGUGCAGUUCGGCUUCGUGGCUAUCUACCUGUCAGAGUCCUUUAUCCGGGGGUUCAUGACGGCCGCCGGGCUGCAGAUUCUCAUCUCGGUGCUGAAAUACAUAUUCGGGAUUUACACCACUGUCUACAAUGGGCCGCUGGCCUCUAUCUACACUCUUAUCGAUAUCAUCACCUAUCUGCCCGAGACCAAUGUGGCCUCCCUGAUCUUCUCGCUGGUCACCUCUGUGACCCUUAUUGUGGUGAAGGAGCUCAACAUGCGCUACAAGAACAAGCUGCCCUUUCCCAUCCCCAUGGAGAUCAUUGUUGUCAUUGCUGCCACAGCUAUCUCCGGAACGCUGAAGUUACCAGAGAUAUACAAGAUGGAUAUAGUCGGGCAUAUUCCCCUGGGGUUACCCAUGCCCAUUCUCCCGAGGGUGAGUCUGUGGGGUGAGAUGAUUGGAACUGCCUUCUCCCUGGCCAUCGUGGGGUAUGUGAUCAACCUGGCCAUUGGCAGGACUCUGGCAGCCCGGUACGUCUACGACAUUGACUCCAACCAGGAGAUGGUGGCUCUGGGCUGCAGUAACUUUAUUGGGUCGUUUUUUAAUAUUCACGUAAUCUGCUGUGCCCUCUCUGUCACUCUGGCAGUUGACGCUGCUGGGGGAAAGUCUCAGUUUGCAAGUUUGUGUGUGAUGCUGGUGGUGUUGGUCACCCUACUGGCAUUAGGUGUUUACAUGAAGCCACUUCCAAAGUCUGUGUUGGGAGCGCUGAUUGCUGUGAACUUGAAGAAUACCUUGAUGCAGUUAUCCGACCCUUACUACCUCUGGAAAAAGAACCGAUUAGACUGUUUGGUGUGGAUCGUCAGUUUCCUCUCAGCCUUCUUCUUCAGUCUGCCCUACGGGGUCGCGGUGGGUGCGGGCUUCUCAAUGCUCGUGGUGGUCUUCCAGACACAGUUCCGGAACGGUUCUGCUCUCUGCCAGGUUGUGGGCACCGACCUCUACAAAAACCCCAAGGUGUAUAAUAAGGUCCAAGAAGUGAGUGGAGUGAAAAUUGUGACCUACUGCGCCCCUCUCUAUUUUGCUAACACUGAGAUAUUCUGGCAGAAGGUCAUCAAAAAGACAAGACUGAACCCUAGGAAGAUACUCCGAAAACAGAAAAAAUUCCUCAAGAAACAGAAACAGGAGAGGUUGAGGAACAAGGACUCCCUGGGAUGCAUGAAAGGCCAGACUGUGUCACUACAGGAGCUGCAGAGGGACUUUGACAGCAGCGCCGACACCAAUAACAAUGGGGACACUGGAGGGGUCAGGCACGUCGGCUACAUCAACUUCAAAUACGGGGGCCUGGAGACGAGUGGCUCUGCUGGGCCUGCCAGGCCCCCUCCACCUCCACCCCCACCCCCAACUCACCCUGUGUCCCUCCCCGUCCCCUCCACCCACACCAUCAUCCUGGACCUGGCUGGGGUCUGCUUUAUGGACCUCAUGGGGAUUAAGGCACUCACUAAUAUGAGCUCCAAUUAUCAGAAAAUAGGAGUCAGAUUAUACCUGGCCAACGUUCAAGGCCAGGUGUUUGAGGAGCUGGAUGCUGGAGGGGCGUUUGAGGAGAGCAGCCUGAGCCCGGAGCACUUCUUUCUCUCCGUUCACGAUGCUGUGCUGUAUGCCCUGGAGGAGGCGCGUGCGAGGGAGGAAUGCAAGGACAAGGAGGACUCUGCUCAGAAGGACCACGAAAAUGAAACAGAGGAUGAAGAGGACAGAGAUCUGGAAGCGGAAUUGUUUGGAUCCAUGUUCAAUAAAGGGGACCACGUCUCCUCGAGCCCCAGCAAUUGCGACGCACGGCAAUGAGGCGCAAGACCAAGACCUUGAGAGUCAACCAAUACAGCGAGACAGCAAUACAAGGCACUGUCUAUUUCUACAGCAGUCUCCUUUAAAAUAGAUUUAAAAAUGCUUUGAGGAUUCCCUGAACAACAAGCGCUGAAUACAGGGAAUUACCCUCUCUAUAAAUCCACUGACCAGGGACAUGACCAGCUGGUACAAUGUUUGCUUCCCCACAUUGCCCAGUGGCCAUGGCUCAGGUCUACCCUAAAAUUUCCUUUUCUCCUGGGGGGCAAGGAAGCAGUUCAGGAUCCAUGCCAGCUGGAGCCCUGUCCUCUCUUUCUUUCAUGCAUGCAAAUAAAUGUGGCGUUUUUUUUUUUUUUGAUGUUGCACAUUUAGAACCCAGCUUUGCUGCUGUGGUCUUGUGUUAGUGUUAGGGGUAUGCAACUCUGUUCCCAGGGGGCCAUUGGUUUCCAGUUUUCAUAAUGAGCUGUUUCAGUACUUUUUAGAAUUGACCAGAGGUUUAGUUGAAUCAGUAGAAAUUUAGGACAUGGAAGGAACAAAGGCCUGUACUGGAAGGACCACAGUUGCCUACCCUUGGUCUACUGGCUAGAUUUACAGACUGAGACAGGAGAUCCCUGGCUUGAAUUCCAUCCCAUUGUCACUUGACAUGCUUCAGUCACCACAGUCUAGCACUGAAAUCAAGGCUGAAGUCACUUAUGAUAAAAAAAAAAAAAAUUCCACUGUCAUUUUCUGAAAUGUUUUCUUUAAUGUGCUACUAAAGCCAGUUGGUAGAGUCAAAAAAACAACAUUAUUAACAAUGAAUAUGGUACAACUUAGCACCGCUGCACUAACCUGAGGCUGUCUGACAGCCUGAAAACAAGUAGUACUUUACUUAUUGCAAGUAUUCACACACUAAAGAAAUGAUUUGUACUGCCGAAUCGUGAUGAUUUUUCUCUUUGAUUUUUUUUUCUCUUUGUGUAAACAUGUAAACAAUCAAACUAUCAUGAAACAUUACUCGUGAUAGCGGGGAGCAUGUGUGUGUUCUCUGCGUGACUGCUGAAGGAGAUUCUAUUGAGAUCGUAGAGAGUUACUGCAUUCAUGUUUGAGUAUUGAUGUGCUGCAGUCUUGAAUAUUGAACUUUUUAUUAAAUACAUUAUAUUGAUUUUA